Molecule: messenger RNA, 1221 nt
Organism: Zeugodacus cucurbitae (melon fly)
Lineage: Eukaryota; Metazoa; Arthropoda; Insecta; Diptera; Tephritidae
Gene: BORCS6
Product: BLOC-1-related complex subunit 6
Exons: 5
Coding region: 252-1109 (285 amino acids)
Biological process (GO): lysosome localization
Cellular component (GO): BORC complex
Source: RefSeq, a predicted model, not a curated record
GAAUUACAAAAUAGAUAAAAUAACAAAUGUUAUAAUAAAUAUAAUUAUGUGUUAGAUAUUAAGUUAUAGAAAUAAUUAUAAAUAUCGCAAUAGAACCGUUUUAUACUCUUAUAUAUAGAAUCCAAUUAAGUGUAUUUAAGCAGCAUCUUUAGCGGGUUAAGUUGUUUGUGCCAGCUGAUUGCAUUGGGAUUCAUCAAUAUUUGUACUUCUAUAUGAAAAACUAAAGGGAUGUGCUUAUAUAUUUAAUUUUUAUGGAAAUGUCCCGUAGAAAUCAAGACAUUCCUAUCCGACCACGUUAUGGUAUAUCAGAUAUAACAAACGACGAUAGCAGCAGUACAGCAGAGCGAACAAAGCAAAAACCGAGAACGACUCCACCGAGCGCUAUGGAGCCUUCAUCAUACAGUGAAAUUCCCUUUCUUGCACAAUAUCCAGAUAUGGAUAUUACCACACAAGAUAUGAAACGUACAAAUACGGAAGGAGAUAAAACUGAAAGACCCAUUAUUAGUGCACCAAGUGUUGAAUAUGACGAUGAGGACGAUAAUUCAAAUUCCAAAGACAGUUCGUACGAAGACAAUAAAACUCCAAUGCGGCCCAAUUCGCUGCACUGCGAUUCUUCAUUUCCUUACGAGUUGGAAGGUGCGACCAGCACAGAUGGUGAAAUGCGACACUUUGUAGCCGAUAAUCUAGAGGAAAAAAUACGGAGCGAUCAACAGAGCUAUGCUUCACACAAUAGCACACCGUCAGCCAACAAUCCGAGUGGUGGCAUGCUUACGAGACGUUUCUUGCAAACUCAGCGGCCUCAAAUUGACGCAAAUGUUUUAAGUGACAUUGAGAUCGAAGCGCAGUAUUUGGCCGCAUCGGUAGAUAAUUUGAUGGAAAACCUUUGCAAUCUACUGCAUUCUAUAUCUUCAAUUACCGCUGAUAACGUUGAGGUGCAUAAAAAUGCAGUGAAUAAGCUCACUGAUAGUAUGGACGCUAAUAUUAAAUGCAUGUACACCAUUAUGGCGAAAACAGAAGAAAUUACAAAGUCUAUGAAACCAACAGAGCAGUUAGGACAAAGAAUACGUGAAAUUAAGCGUCUUGUGGAUAUGCUCGAUGGCACCAUGUAGGACCAACCGUUGGUGGUAAAUGGUAAUUUACCCAAACCCUCCUGUCCCCUUAUUUAACUACAAACACUUCGAAGUAUUAUUAACAUGUUAUUAAAGUUAUUAUAAAAAUGAA